CUCUCUCUCUCUCUGUCUCUGCUGGUGUUUUCUUCGCGUAAGCUUUUGGCGUGUCCUUUUGCAAAAAAGAAAAAAGAGGAAAGGGAAAAAACAGACCCACGUGACAUAUAUAUUCACAUUCUUGUUGUGCCUCUAACCAUUCCAAUUCCAACCACUCAAGAAAAAUGCCCAACUGCGUUUGAUGUUUCUUAGUCAAACGUGUUUGGGGGUUUGAUUUUGCGCAUAUGUUAUAUAGAAUAUGUGUUGUCUCUAUUUGACUUUGAAAAUCAUGCAUUUAAUGAGUAUUCUUGGUAUGUAAGAAUUCCCCACAAGAUAUGUUUUUGGAUUCUUGGUGGGCUAUUUGGAAAUAGAGAUUUCUGUGCGUUCAUCAUCUUGUUUGCGAGUUUUUUUCUUUUUGUUUUCUUUUUGAGGGGAGAUUGAGGAGGAAAAAAUUCUUGAUUUUUAUUGAAUUUUUAUCUCUGAUUUCUGCUCCGGAGAUUCUUUUUUGGGUUGAAAGCAUUAAAGGGUUUCUUCCGUGACUUUAAACUGUUCUUGGUGUUGUGGCUUUUCCGCAAAUUUGUUCUCCUUUUAUGAUCUGAGUGCCUUUUGUUUCCAUCAUCCGUGUGGAUUCUGGGGGUCUAUAUUGAGGUUACAGGCUUCAAAUUGGAUGAUCCAUUUUGUUGGAAUAUCUAAGAAGCAAAUGAAGAUGUGAACUUAGGCUGUUAAGAGAAUAGGGACGUGAAAGUUUGGUGCAGGUUAAGGCUUCAUUGACCAUGCACCAACUGCAUUCCUUCUAAUGGGCUGGCUUAGUAAAAUUUUCAAGGGUUCAAACGAUAAACUUUCAGAGGGGCGGUAUGACUGGAGAUAUGGGGCAGAUACAGUGGAAAAUCAUCCAUCUGCAGAUACUGUGGAAAAUCUUCCUUCUGCAGAUACAGUGGAAAAUCAUCCAUCUACUUCGUGGGAUUCAUGGUCAGAGCUUGAAGAAAUAGACCGUGCUAUUGCAUUAUCUCUUGCAGAAGAAGAACAGAGAGGAAAUACUGUGAUUGAUAGUGAACCACAACUGGAAGAAGAUGAACAACUUGCUAGGGCACUUCAGGAGAGUUUGAACGUUGAGUCCCCACCAGACUCAGGGAGUCGAAAUGACAGUGCUAUUGGAAAUGGAUAUGGAAAUGGUUAUGGAUAUGGAAGUGACAGCUUUUACCAACCUAUACCUUUCCCGUAUUCAACAAGCCUCAGGAUUUGUGCUGGUUGCAACACUGAAAUUGGCCAUGGUAGAUUUUUGAGUUGUAUGAGUGCUGUCUGGCAUCCAGAAUGUUUUAGAUGCCAUGGAUGCAGCCAACCAAUAUCAGACUAUGAGUUUUCAAUGUCUGGGAGCUACCCAUAUCAUAAAGCAUGCUACAAGGAGUCAUAUCAUCCAAAAUGUGAUAUCUGCAAUCACUUUAUCCCGACAAAUGCAGCUGGUCUUAUUGAAUAUAGGGCACAUCCUUUUUGGUCCCAGAAAUACUGUCCAAGUCAUGAGCAUGAUGGAACUCCACGAUGCUGUAGUUGUGAGCGGAUGGAGUCAUGGGAUGCAAGAUUUGCUGCCCUUAAUGAUGGUCGAAAGCUCUGUUUGGAGUGCCUGGAUUCAGCAAUAAUGGAUACUGAUGACUGUCAGCCCCUUUUUCUUGAUAUACAAGAGUUUUUUGAAGGGCUAAAUAUGAAAGUGACACAGCAAGUUCCUUUACUUUUGGUUGAGAGGCAGGCACUAAAUGAAGCAAUGGAUGGAGAGAGACAUGGGCAUCAUCACAUGCCUGAAACUCGAGGUCUCUGUCUCUCUGAGGAACAAACAGUCAGCACUAUAUUGAGGCGACCAAGGACAGGAGGAAAUCGAGUAAUGGCCAUGAGAACGGAGCCUUAUAAAUUAACUCGCCAUUGUGAAGUGACUGCAAUACUCAUUUUAUAUGGUCUUCCGAGGUUACUGACUGGAUCGAUAUUGGCGCAUGAGAUGAUGCAUGCUUGGCUGCGACUUAAUGGUUAUCGAACUCUUAGACAAGAUGUUGAAGAAGGCAUCUGUCAGGUCCUUGCUAGUAUGUGGUUGGAAUCUCAGAUCCUAUACAUGUCCGAUAGUAACAAUGCAUCAACCUCAUCCUCUUCCUCUGCUUUCCCAUCAUCAAGGCAAGGAGCAAGAUCUCCCUUUGAGAAGAAACUCAGCAUCUUCUUUAAACACCAGAUUGCAACAGAUACGUCCAUGGUAUAUGGAAAUGGUUUCAGAGCUGGUAACCAGGCAGUGCUAAAGUUUGGCUUACAGAGGACCCUAGAUCACAUUCGGGAGACAGGAAAUUUUCCUUACUGAAUUUGUUGCUGAACUUGUGGACAUAUUCCUUUAUUCUUCAUCUUCUCAAAUUACAGCCUUGGCCUUUCGUGUAUUAGUAUUAAGGCCAUUCUAUAGGAAAUGUAUGUCAGUACAAAAGUUCUUGGAAUAGGUCUAGGGAGUCAUUUUUAAACCAUGUAUAUUGGAUGUUCCCUUACAUGUACUUUUAGAAAAAUAAUAAAAUUCAUGUCCAUUUUCUA
Molecule: messenger RNA, 2529 nt
Organism: Sesamum indicum (sesame)
Lineage: Eukaryota; Viridiplantae; Streptophyta; Magnoliopsida; Lamiales; Pedaliaceae
Source: RefSeq, a predicted model, not a curated record